CCUCACUUGUUGAUCAGACUGCUGAAGCAAGUUGUAACCUGCAGACCAGCUCGGGUCUGUGAACAGUCUUCAUUCAACCAGCUGCCUGCAAAAAAAAGAAGUAAUUAUAUUAAUGAGGGCUUCCCUGGGGAAGAAUCUGUGACAUCAGGAGAGGCGCUUACCAAUUACAGGGCUGGGGGGCGGCUCCAGGACUUCAGUAGAACUGACUUGUAGGAACACUUGCCAAAUGACAGACUAGUAAUGUUUGACUAAAGUUUCUGGUGGCUGGAAAAGGUAUGAAAUGGAGCGUGAUGAUGGCUCAGCACCAGGUUUGACAUCAACGUGGACUGGUUGACCUCCGAAGCUGAGAUGACCUCUAUCGCUGAUGCUUUUCUGGACCCAUCAAAGUCUUCUUAUCUCGAGUUUGGCCAUGGACCACCAUCUUCUUCACAAAGCCAACACUCUCCAGUUUUGGCACAUGGACCUUAUUCCUUGCAUGGCUUCCACCCAGCUGGCCACGAGGGCCUGUUUUCUCCAGGGGCUUCAGCCUAUGGAGGGCGGUCAUUCCCAUACCCCUAUUCUACCUCCGCAGCCAACCAGCAUCAUAACGGGAAUCCGUACCUGAGCUACCAGCAUUACAAUAAUACGCUUAACCACAGUGGGAGACUACAUGAAGAUCCCGAGCUGGAGAAAUCCACGGUGAUAGAAAAUGGAGAAAUCCGAAUUAAUGGAAAAGGAAAGAAAGUCAGGAAACCUCGAACAAUAUACUCCAGUUUACAGCUGCAGGCCCUCAACCACAGGUUCCAGCAAACGCAGUAUUUAGCCCUUCCGGAAAGGGCAGAGCUUGCCGCACAACUUGGCCUGACUCAGACUCAGGUGAAAAUCUGGUUUCAGAACAAGAGAUCCAAGUACAAAAAAGUCGUCAAGCAAGGUCCUAGUGCCCAAGAUGGAGAGCAGUCUCAGAAUUCCUCAUCGGUUUCUCCGUGCUCCCCUAAUGCUCCUCCAAUGUGGGACUUUCCUACGGCUGGAAGAACUGCCCCCAUGCCCCCUGAUUACUUGAACAAUUACAACUCUUGGUACCAGAAUCCGGAUGCCCUGUCCAGACCGCCGAUGUUAUAAUGAGAAGGACUGACCACCUUAGUUACCACAAGGAUAUAUGAGCUGAUAUGGGGGUCCCUGUACCAGGGUCCCGGAUUACAGAAGUGAUUCCAAUUCAAGCCCUGUCUUCCAUCUAGUAAUGACUGAUACUGAUGACCCCCCUACUAUCUAUACAGAUCAAUCACUAGUAGGUGAUCUGAAUGGACUUCAUAUCGUUCUCCAUACUCCGGAAGAGACAAAUGCAUAAUAAAUACCAAAACCACAAAUGUAGUCAGGUUACAAGUCUACACCCUUCAGCUCAUUGACUUGCGCAGGAUAGCUGAGGGCUGUGUAAUACCUGAGCCCUUAUCUGAGAUCAGCUGUGAUAGAAGAGACUUGAUAACUGAGAUCGGCAUGUGGUGCGGCUUUGUGAAUUAGAAGCAAGCUUUAAUUCUCUGCCAGGCUUAGGAGGACUGAGGAAAUUCAUUAAGUGGGUGAAUGAUGGGCAUAGUUGGCAGAGGAGCAUCAUUUUGCCUUCCUCCUUCUCCCAUUUGUUUACUGCAGGGGUCUCCAAACUGCGGCCCGAGGGCAAGAUGUGGCCCUUUGCUAGCCUUAAUCCGGCCCUUGGGACACA
This is a messenger RNA of Rana temporaria (common frog), 1690 nucleotides long. Its product is annotated as homeobox protein DLX-6-like. Gene Ontology annotation, molecular function: RNA polymerase II cis-regulatory region sequence-specific DNA binding; DNA-binding transcription factor activity, RNA polymerase II-specific. The transcript is spliced from 3 exons. Gene Ontology annotation, biological process: cell differentiation; negative regulation of transcription by RNA polymerase II; embryo development. Bases 349 to 1098 code for a protein of 249 amino acids. The record is from RefSeq and is a predicted model, not a curated record. Lineage: Eukaryota; Metazoa; Chordata; Amphibia; Anura; Ranidae.